Molecule: messenger RNA, 2849 nt
Organism: Amaranthus tricolor (Joseph's coat)
Lineage: Eukaryota; Viridiplantae; Streptophyta; Magnoliopsida; Caryophyllales; Amaranthaceae
Exons: 9
Coding region: 303-2615 (770 amino acids)
Molecular function (GO): DNA binding; protein binding
Source: RefSeq, a predicted model, not a curated record
CACCUAUUAGUCAAUUGCCCAAAUUCCCAACUCAACCCCCUUUGUCUCCUUUUACACUUUUCAGUUCAGUUCAUGGCCUGAAUGAAUUACUGACACCUCUAAAUCCUCCCAAAACUUCCCUUUUCACCGUCUUCUCCUCCGGUCAACUCCACCCCUUCCCAGGUAUUCUUUCUCUUUAUCUUUUUCAUUUCCUUUUUUCAUCUCUUUGUUCAAUUUUGUCUAAAGCGCCCAACGUAAAUUUCAAUCGUUCCCUCUUUCCAUAAAAUUGGCUAAUUUCUGCUUCCAAAAGGUUGGGAAAUGGAAUGGAUGGUUACUAUGAACCUGCUCCAUUUUUCUGGAUUGAAGAAGGCGGCACGCAAGCUUCUACUCCACGAACAAGAAAAUAUAUCAAAAAGAAAAGGGAAUAUGUGGGUUGGGGUUCGAGGGAGCUAAUUGAAUUCCUCAACUCAAUUGGCAAGGAUACAAGCAAGUCACUCUCCCAAGGUGAUCUCACUACUAUUGUCAAUGAGUAUGUGAAUCUGAAACAAUUGACAAACCCGAAGAAUAAGAGGAGGGUUUUAUGUGAUGAAAAGCUGCAAACACUUUUCGGAAAGAAAAAGUCUGUCUUGAAGAAUAAAAUAUACGAUCUCUUGGACCCUCACUUGGCUGAGAAUCAGGUAGGUUCGGACGACAACCUUUGGGGUAGCUCUGAUGAAUAUGACGAGGAGACUUUUUCUGUAGCUAAGAAGCAGAAAAAUUCUAACUCGGAGAAGAAACCACAGCUGAAAAAGAAGGCUCCAGAAGUUUCAAAAAACUCCUUAGCAGCUAUAAAUGCCGAAAACAUAAAACUCGUGUUUUUGAAAAGGAGUUUAGUUCAACAGUUACAAAAGCAUCCAGAAGCAUUUGAAAGUAAAGUAGUUGGGAGCUUUGUGAGGGUCAAGUCAGACCCUCAUGAUAUCUUUCAAAAGAAUUCUCAUCAACUUCAACCUGUCACAGGUGUCGUGGUAGUGGAUUCGUUGGGUGAUGGUUCAACACUUCUGCAAAUUUCGAGCAUGACAGAUGACAUUCACAUAUCUGAACUGUCAGAUGAGAAUUUUUCUGAGGAUGAAAUUGAAGAUUUGCAUAGAAGAUUUAAGGAUGGUCUACUAAAGCAGCCUACUGUUGGUGAACUUGAGCAGAAAGUAACUAUUUUGCACGAGGACAUAAUAAAACAUUGGCUAGCAAGAGAGCUCGUGCUUCUCAAGAAUCUUGCAGAUCGUGCUAACGAGAAGGGGUGGCGAUAUAAAGUGGCUGAGUACCUGGAAAGAAGGAACCUACUCGAGUCACCUGCUGAACAAUCUCGCUUGUUCAGUGAGAUACCGAAGGUGAUUCCUGAAGAAGUUAAGUUAGAAGCAAUUGCUGAGUGUGCCCCUGACGAUUCACCUAAAGCUGCUGACUGGGACUGGGAAUUCUUUGAUUCACCAAAAGAAGAUUUGAUGAAUCCAGAGGUUAUAACUAAGCAUGAUAUUCAAGCAAGUCCGAGAACUUCUGGUGAUGAUGACUCUGGCAAUACUGCAACUGAAGUCACCACGAGAAGCAAUGGCAAUGCUCACCCAGUGGCAGAACUAAACAAUGGACAUGCCGAGUCUCUGGAAUUAGAGAAAAGAGAAGCUCCUCAUAUUGAAGCAAUUAGGUUUACUAGCAAGAGUCACAACCCUGCUGACAUCCCAAACACAGAUACACAGCAAGAAAAUUUUUGCCGUGAAGCAAUUACAAUGACAAGCAACAGUCAUAACCAUGUUGGUAUCGUAAACACAGGACAAGAAAGUAAAUACCCACUGCAGCUCCCAAACACAAAAGAAACAGGAGGGGCUAGGGUCGUGAUUGAUUUGAGUGAUGAUGACGACGACGAUGAUGAUAAAGAUAACACCCCAGGUGAUGGGGUACAAGUUCAAGGAAAUGGUGGGAUCCAAGUUCAGCGAAAUGGCGGGAACCAAGUUGAGUGGGUGGGUGGGAUCCAAGUUCAGGGGAAUAGUGGGAUCCAAGCUCAGCAGACUGGUGGAAUCCAAGUUCAGGGGAAUGGUGGGACCCAAUUUCAGCGGACUGGUGGGUUCCAAGUUCUGGGGAAUAACGGGAUCCAAGUUCAGCAGACUGGUGGAAUCCAAGCUCAGGGGAGUGGUGGGACCCAAGUUCAGCGGACUGGUGGGUUCCAAGUUCUGGGGAAUACAGCGAUCCAAGUUCAGCAGACUGGUGGAAUCCAAGCUCAGGGGAAUGGUGGGACCCAAAUUCAGGGGAAUGGCGGGAUCCAAGUUCAGCGGACUGGUGGGAUCCAAGUUCAGGGGAAUAAUGGGAUCCCAAUUCAGCGGUUUAGCGGGAUCCAAGCUCAGGGGAAUAGUGGGAUUCCAGUUCAGCGUUUUGGCGGGAUCCAAGCUCAGGGAAAUGGCGGGAUUCAAGUUCAGGGACCUCUUCCUGAACAGUUAGUGUGGCAUUAUUUUGAUCCUCAGGGCAGAGUCCAAGGGCCAUUCUCCUUGUCAUCUUUGAAGCGGUGGAGUGAUUUGAACUAUUUCCCUGUUGAUUUCAGAGUUUGGUUGAUUGGUCGCAGUCCCCAGGAUGCAGUUCCAUUGGCUCUACUUCUUCAGCAGGUUUUUCCAAAUUGAUUAUAGGUCAUGUACAUAUGACUGUCGAGAAUAACUUUUCUCAAGUGUAGCUUUAACUGUAAAAAUCCGACCAAUUCUUAGGUGUAGCCUUUUGUUUGAAUGUCAGUUUAUUGUAGUAUUUGUAAGUCAUUGAUGAGAAUAGUGUCUUGGCAGAUUUGGUUCUUCCAGCUCAUGUUACUUGGAACUAGACUAUAGUUUAUUACAUGAAAUAAUUAUUGAUUUUUUCUUUCUUCA